This is a messenger RNA of Enhydra lutris kenyoni (northern sea otter), 2507 nucleotides long. RefSeq names its product glycogen synthase 2. Gene Ontology annotation, molecular function: alpha-1,4-glucan glucosyltransferase (UDP-glucose donor) activity. The transcript has 16 exons. Bases 1 to 2112 code for a protein of 703 amino acids. Gene Ontology annotation, cellular component: cytoplasm. NCBI's taxonomy places the organism in Eukaryota, Metazoa, Chordata, Mammalia, Carnivora, Mustelidae. Gene Ontology annotation, biological process: glycogen biosynthetic process. The record is from RefSeq and is a predicted model, not a curated record.
AUGCUCCGAGGCCGAUCUCUAUCUGUGACAUCCCUGAGUGGGCUUCCUCGGUGGGAAGUUGAAGAACUUCCUGUGGAAGAUUUACUGCUUUUUGAAGUCGCUUGGGAAGUAACCAAUAAAGUUGGUGGCAUCUAUACUGUGAUUCAGACGAAGGCCAAAACCACAGCAGAUGAAUGGGGAGACAAUUAUUUUCUGAUUGGACCAUAUUUCGAGCAUAAUAUGAAGACUCAGGUAGAACAGUGUGAACCUAUAAAUGAUGCUGUUAGAAAAGCAGUGGACACAAUGAAUAAACAUGGCUGCCAGGUGCACUUUGGAAGGUGGCUGAUAGAAGGAAGUCCUUACGUGGUGCUCUUUGACAUAGGCUAUUCAGCCUGGAACCUGGACAGGUGGAAGGGUGACCUCUGGGAAGCCUGCAGUGUCGGCAUCCCUUACCAUGACCGAGAAGCCAACGAUAUGCUAAUAUUCGGAUCUUUAACCGCCUGGUUCUUAAAAGAGGUGACAGAUCAUGCAGAUGGCAAGCAUGUCAUUGCCCAGUUCCAUGAAUGGCAGGCAGGAACUGGACUGGUCCUUUCUCGAGCUCGGAAACUUCCCAUUGCUACAAUAUUUACCACUCACGCCACACUGCUUGGGAGGUAUCUCUGUGCAGCAAACAUUGAUUUCUACAACCAUCUUGAUAAGUUUAACAUAGACAAAGAGGCUGGGGAAAGGCAGAUUUACCACCGUUAUUGCAUGGAGCGGGCCUCUGUCCAUUGUGCUCAUGUGUUCACCACGGUAUCGGAAAUAACAGCAAUAGAAGCUGAACAUAUGCUGAAGAGGAAGCCUGACGUAGUUACUCCAAAUGGCUUAAAUGUUAAGAAAUUUUCAGCAGUGCAUGAGUUUCAAAAUCUACAUGCCAUGUACAAGGCAAGGAUCCAAGAUUUUGUUCGAGGUCAUUUCUAUGGUCAUCUGGACUUCGAUCUUGAAAAGACUUUGUUCCUUUUCAUUGCUGGGAGAUAUGAGUUUUCAAACAAAGGAGCUGACAUCUUCCUAGAAGCCUUAUCCAGGCUAAAUUUUCUGCUGAGGAUGCAUAAAAGUGAUGUCACAGUGGUGGUGUUUUUCAUCAUGCCUGCCAAGACAAAUAAUUUCAAUGUGGAAACGCUGAAAGGCCAAGCAGUACGGAAACAGCUAUGGGACAUUGCACAUUCUGUGAAGGAAAAUUUUGGAAAAAAACUCUAUGAUGCAUUGUUAAGAGGAGAAAUUCCUGACAUGAACAAUAUUUUGGAUCGAGAUGAUGUAACAAUUAUGAAAAGAGCCAUCUUCUCAACUCAGCGACAGUCUUUGCCUCCAGUGACCACUCACAACAUGAUUGAUGACUCCACUGAUCCUAUCCUCAGCACCAUUAGACGGAUCGGACUUUUCAACAGCCGCACAGACAGAGUCAAGGUGAUUUUGCACCCAGAGUUUCUAUCCUCCACCAGUCCCUUACUACCCAUGGAUUAUGAAGAGUUUGUCCGAGGUUGUCAUCUUGGAGUAUUUCCAUCUUACUAUGAACCAUGGGGCUAUACUCCAGCUGAAUGUACCGUGAUGGGUAUCCCCAGUGUGACAACCAACCUUUCCGGCUUUGGCUGUUUCAUGCAGGAGCACGUGGCUGAUCCUACUGCGUAUGGUAUUUACAUUGUUGACAGGAGAUUCCGCUCUCCGGAUGAUUCCUGCAAUCAGCUGACUCAGUUUCUCUAUGGAUUUUGCAAACAGUCACGCCGCCAAAGAAUUAUUCAGAGAAACCGAACUGAGAGGCUCUCUGAUCUUCUGGAUUGGAGAUACUUGGGCAGAUAUUAUCAGCACGCCAGGUACCUGACAUUAAGCAGAGCUUUUCCAGAUAAAUUCCAUAUGGAGCCUACAUCACCACCCACGACAGAAGGAUUUAAAUACCCCAGGCCUUCCUCAGUUCCACCUUCUCCUUCAGGGUCUCAGGUCUCUAGUCCUCAAAGCAGCGAUGUGGAAGACGAAGCAGAGGAUGAGCGAUACAAUGAGGAAGAGGAGGCUGAAAGGGAUCGGUUAAAUAUCAAGUCGCCAUUUUCUCUGGGCCGUGUUCCUCGUGGGAAGAAAAAGCUACAUGGUGAAUACAAGAACUGAAUUCCAUGCUUGUCGAACAGAGCUGAUGUAGUAAGAACAGAAUAAGAGUCAUUAUUUAAAGAAAUGAAAAUGCUACAAAUUUCAUUUUCUUCUUCUAAGUGUGACCAAGGGAUUUAUUCUCUGCUUACCAAGGGGAAAAGAUUAAGUGAAUGGCAAUUUGGUAAUUUCUAUUAAAAUCCAAGUUAUUUUCCCCUACUCCCUUCCCCCAGUAAAUUUAGGCACGAAGAAGAAUGUUCAUUAAAGGAGGAAGACUGGAAGUGUUUUUAAAAUGUUAAUUUAAGCAAUAAGAAUUUUCAUUUUCUAGUAUUUAUUUUUAAAUUAUCAUCACCACAAUCCUGUGCUUAGUAUUUAUACAGCUGCCAUAUCUACCAAAUAAACCUCCCAUUUUUCCUGCA